AUGGCUGCCUGUGCUCACCUCUACCUCCUCCUGUUAGCCGCCACCCCGGCCCGGAUCCCCGCGGGACCCGCGCGCUGUGACAGCCGGGCUUUGAGCCGGCGCGGCGGCCAGGACGGCUCGUUUGACACGGACGGCGGUGGACAGGGAAGAGGCUCCCUCCCGCCGGGCUCGCACGCGGAUGAUGAUGGAUCUGUCGGUCCGGGUAGACCCCCCCGCUUCAGGAGAGCCACGUCCUGGGAUAAACAGAUGUCCCUGCUCAGCAGCUCGUUCGUGCUCAAAGGGGAUGCGACCCACAACCAGGCGAUGGUGCACUGGACAGGAGAAAACAGCAGCGUCAUCCUGAUCUUGACCAAGUACUACCACGCUGACUCCACCAAGGUGUUGGAGAGCUCCCUGUGGAGGUCCACUGACUACGGUACAACAUACACCAAGAUCAACUUGGUACCAGGAACAACCAUUGUGGUGACAAGUUUCUUCAUCUGUCCAACCAACAAGAAAAAGGUGGUUAUGAUGGGUUCAUCCAUAGACGAACAAGAUCAGAUGUUGUUUAUCAGCACAGAUGAGGGAUCCUCCUUCCAGCGGCAGUCUAUUUACUUCACUCCAGAGACGCUCAUCUUCCACCCAAAGGAAGAAGACAAGCUGCUGGCCUACUGCAAGGAUGGAAGGCUUUAUGCUUCAGCAGAUCUGGGCCACAAGUGGACUUUACUUCAAGAGAGGGUGACCAAGGACAGAGUCUUCUGGUCUGUAUCUGGUGUGGAUGUGGACCCUGAUCUGGUGCACAUGGAAAUGCAAGAUACAAGUGGAGGUUACCUGUAUGUUACCUGUCUCAUCCAGAACUGCUCGAAUAAAAUGGUGACUGCUCAGUUUCUUGGGAAAAUUGAUCACAACUUUCUGGUGGUCCAAGAUGACUACAUAUUUGUGAAGGUCACCACAGGAAAUCGCACAAAACAUUAUGUGUCCUAUCGGCGCAAUGAGUUUGUCCUGAUGAGGUUUCCCAAGUAUGCCUUGCCCAAGGAUGUUCAGAUAGUGAGUACAGAUGGGAAACAAGUUUUCCUCGCCCUCCAAGAGUGGUACCAGUCCGACACGUAUAAUCUGUACCAAUCAGACCUUCAAGGUGUUUACUACUCCAUGAUCCUGGAAAAUGUGCGCAGCACCAAGCAGCCAGAGGCGAAUGUCCUCAUUGACAUCCUGGAGGUACGUGGAGUCAAAGGAGUUUUCUUGGCCAACCAGAAGAUCGAUGGUAAAGUGACAACUCUUAUCACUUAUAACAAAGGGCGUGACUGGGAACCUUUGACUCCUCCUGCCACUGACAUGAAUGGUAAACCAGUCAGCUGUAAAGUGCCGGAUUGCCACCUCCACCUUCAUCUGCGCUGGGCAGAUAACCCCUAUGUAUCUGGUACUGUCCACACUAAAGAAUCAGCUCCAGGUCUCAUCAUGGGUGCUGGUAACCUGGGCUCCAAGCUGGUGGAGUAUAAAGAAGAAAUGUACAUCACUUCAGACUGUGGGAAGACAUGGAGACAGGUUUUUGAAGAGGAGCAUCAUAUUCUGUAUCUAGACCAUGGUGGAGUCAUUGUUGCCAUCAAGGACACAUCUAUUCCCCUCAAGAUACUGAAGUUUAGUACUGAUGAAGGACAUACUUGGAAUGUUCACAACUUCACCAGCACCUCUGUGUUUGUUGAUGGACUCCUGAGCGAACCAGGAGACGAGACCCUAGUUAUGACAGUAUUUGGCCACAUCAGCUACAGAUCAGACUGGGAGCUGGUCAAGGUGGACUUCAGGCAGUCUUUCCCUCGUCAGUGCACGGAGUCUGAUUACGAGUCAUGGCAGCUUGUAGAUCUGAAGGGAGAAAAGUGCAUUAUGGGCCAGGAGCGCACUUUCAGGAAGAGAAAGGAGACUUCGUUUUGCAUUAAAGGGAAAAGCUACACGUCAGCUCUCACCAGCAAGCCCUGCCAGUGCUCAGAAAGAGACUUUAACUGUGACUAUGGCUUUGAACGGUCUUACACAGUAGGCGAUCGCUGUUUCCCUGACUUUUGGUUUGAUCCAGAUUCACCACCAGACGACUGCCAUCUUGGACAAAACUAUAAGUCCAGCACUGGCUAUAGGAAGGUGAUUUCUGAUAUAUGUGAAGGAGGAGUUAACAAGCAGCAAAGUGCCAAACAGCACAGCUGCCCCCUGUUGGCUCCUAAAGGUCUACAAGUUGGCAUCAAAGGACAGAUGCUGGCUGUGGCUCCUGGUGAUGACAUCACAUUCAUUGUUCAUCAGGAGCAGGGAGACACAAGCAGCACAAAGUACCAGGUGGACCUGGGUGAUGGCGUCCGAGCCAUUUAUCAGAACUUGACGGUGACGGAUGAGCCCAUUCAGCACCGCUAUGAACACACGGGCGUUUACAAGGUUACAGUGAAGGCUGAAAACGUAGCAGGCCACGAUGAGACCACCAUGUACAUCCAAGUCACAGCCCCUUUACAGGCCGUGUACCUGGAAGCAGUUCCCAUCGCAAAGAAAAAUGAUGAAGUCAAUUUGACGGCUGUAGUUCUCCCCGCUGAGGCCAACCUGACCGUCUUUUAUUGGUGGAUAGGAGGAAAUCUUCAGCCCAUGCUGACCCUGCAGAAUAGCAUUUUGACUCGUUUCUCCCAGACUGGAGAAAUCUUGGUCACCAUCCAGGUUUCCAACGGUCGAUCGAUGGUUCAGGACUCAAAGAUUGUCCAAGUCUACGAUAAUUUUCAGAUCCUUCCUCUGGGCUUCAGUAGAACCUUGGACAACUAUAACCCAAACGUCACAGAGUGGAGAAAUGACGUUGGCCAGGUGGUUACCAAAAUUCUGGCAAAGGUCACAGGAGUUCCUCAGGAGUCCAUAGUGACUGUGGUUAAACCAGGUCUCCCCACGACCGCCGACCUGUACGUUCUACCACUGGACAACAAACCAAGCAAGAGAAGUAAAUUUGUAGAUAAGCGUAUUCCAACCAUCGUGCAGGCGUUUAAUGACAACAACGUCAGCUUCAUGGUCCGAGGAGGUCAACAAAUACUUGUGAUGUUAGCCGAUCCCAAUGCAGGCUACCAUGGAGCAGUUGGAGGUCCAGGUAUUUGGGCUCUAGCUGUAAUUUUCCUAAUCGGCGUCAUCACCACUGGCUCAUUAAUCCUAUACAAGUUUAAAAGUCCUUGGCUUAGGACUGAGGAUGCCUAUCCCCCAUUGUUUUUCAGGAAGCUUCCAGGAAACCGCAACAUCUAUGCCCAGAUGCACAACGAGAAGGAGCAGGAGAUGACCAGCCCUGUCAAUCACAGCGAGGACACGCAGCACAUCAUCCAAGGAGAGGAGUUUAUCGACGAUGACUUGGACUCACAGAUUCUAGGCAACCAUUCAGGUGUGGUUUUGAGCAUCACCUCCAGAGAAUUACACAGUUACCUAACCAGCUGAUAGCUGACAUGGCAACACUGAAGAGUCUAGCCAAGCUGCGCCAGCCGACAAGCACAGGAACUCUGCCAUUCUACUGUUUUGUCCGUCCCUCACCCCAUACUGCCCCAUACUCUGGAAACCACCUGGAACCUGUUGUAGUUUACAUCGUUUUAAG
Nematolebias whitei (Rio pearlfish) is the source of this 3565-nucleotide messenger RNA. It is a transcript of the gene sorcs2, whose product is annotated as sortilin-related VPS10 domain containing receptor 2. The record is from RefSeq and is a predicted model, not a curated record. The coding region runs from base 1 to 3411 and encodes 1136 amino acids. NCBI's taxonomy places the organism in Eukaryota, Metazoa, Chordata, Actinopteri, Cyprinodontiformes, Rivulidae. Gene Ontology annotation, cellular component: membrane. Gene Ontology annotation, molecular function: protein binding. The transcript has 27 exons.